UGAGUUCAGUUGCCUCCAGCGGACGAUGAUCGGCCACGCGUUGUGUAUGUAUUAACGUAGUGUAGGCCUUGUUGUGUCUACGUAGAGUCAACAGAGAUACCGAGUUAAGCGGGAAUAUUCGACCGGCGAACGGCCAGCGCGCUGGGGGUCUCAUCGCCCGUUCAGCGUAUUUUUUUAUACGAAAAUCGCGAUGUGCCAAAUAACAACUGGUAGAUUGUGAAUUGGUGCGAUAACUCGAUUCACAGUAAGAUUAAAUUACGGACGCAACGAUGGCUACAAAAAAUACUAGUAGUAGUGUUUUAUUAUUGUGCAUUUUACAUUGUGUUACAAGUUUUAACUUAGAACCGAGGAUUCCUGUGAUAAAGUUCGGCGAGCCCGGCUCGUAUUUUGGAUUUUCUGUUGCUGAACAUCUUACGAUCGGAAAUAAGAACGAAUUAAAAAGUUGGCUGCUCGUGGGGGCUCCUCUCGACCAGAAUCUACAACCUAAUACGAAGAGGUCUGGCGCUCUGUGGAAAUGCAGCGUCAGCCCGUCUCCGACAGACUGCGAACAGAUCAUUACAGAUGGAAAGAGAACGAAGUACGGGAAGAUAAACACGAGUCUCGAUUCCUUGCAUCUGACUGAGCCACAUUCUGAUGAGAUCAAGGACGGUCAAUGGCUGGGCGUAUCCGUAAGAAGUCAAGGAGUUGGAAAAAAGGCAGUUGUAUGUGCUCACAGAUAUAUUCGCAAAUCCGGGGAGUCACAAUUUGGUCAAGGACUCUGUUACACGCUAAGUAACGACCUCCAGUUGAUCGACGUGUGGGAGCCAUGCCGAGGUCGCUCUGUACAAAGAGAACACGAAGAAUUUGGCUUUUGUCAAGUUGGAACGAGCAGUUCACUUCUUGAAGAUGAUACUUUAGUUCUCGGGAGUCCUGGCCCUUACACCUGGAGAGGAACUAUUUUCACCCAAGAUACCAAUGACGAUCUACUGGAAAGAGAUCAUGUUGUGUACAUGGCACCAGUUGAAGACGGCGUUAGUCCCGUUGAAAAAUAUAGUUAUCUAGGUAUGUCGGUAUCAGGAGCUAAUUUCUUUGGUCCUGAACCAGCAUAUGCGGCAGGAGCACCAAGAGCUCAUGGCACGGGUCAAGUCGUGCUAUUUCGCAAACCUAAAAUUGCUGACUGGACACGUAACGAUGUGGACAUUCUCAACUUUAUUUUUAUUCUCAACGGCGAACAGUUUGGUUCAAGUUUUGGAUAUGAAAUCGCAACAGCUGACGUAAACGGUGAUGGGCUACCUGACCUUUUAGUUGGUGCACCAUUUUAUUUUUCGCGAGAUGUAGGAGGUGCUGUCUACUUAUAUCUUAAUAAAAAUCGCAAUAUAACUCAAGAAUACAGCAUGAAAUUAAGUGGUAAACCUGAAUCGCAGUUUGGUAUUGCAAUUGCCAAUGCAGGAGAUUUAAAUAAAGAUGGCUGUGAUGACGUGGCUAUUGGAAGUCCUUAUGAAGGCAACGGUGUUGUGUAUAUUUAUAUGGGAGACAGAAAAAAUGGUUUAAAGGCUAAACCUGAACAAAUUAUAAAAGCGGAAUCAUUACCAGUUGUAAUGAAGACAUUUGGAUAUUCUCUGUCUGGUGGGAUGGAUCUUGACGCUAAUGGUUACCCAGAUCUGUUGGUUGGUGCAUAUGAAAAUAGCAGCGUGGCACUAAUACGAACAAAACCUAUUAUAGACAUAAAAACAUCUAUACGCCCAUCGAACACUAUAAUAAAUAUCGAUCCAACGAUCCAAGGUUGUCAAAAGGACCCAACCUCGAAUUACACAUGUUUUCAUUUCCAAGCAUGUUGUAUAAUUAAGUCUCUUGUAAGAUCAGUACAAAGCAACACUCAUGAAUUAAAUUACGUUAUUGAGGCAGAAACUUUCCCUGGUGGCAGAAAGUAUUCUAGAGUUUUCUUUGACUCUGAUAAAUCAAAUAUAGUUAAUAAAACUAUACACCUUGCUAAAGACGUGGAAGACUGCAGAGAACAUAUUGUUUACUUGAAAAAUAAUACAAGAGAUAUACAAACGCCAAUAAAAUUUCAAGUCACUUACAUGAUAGUUCAAGUUCAGCCCCAAUACACAACUGUAGGUAGUCUACCUAAGAUUGAUGACUAUCCUGUGUUAAAUGCUACUGCCAGAACAUCUUUCAGUGCUAAUUUCCUAAACGACUGUGGUCAAGAUGGCAUCUGUGUUAGCGAUUUAGUCGUAUCACCUGCACUACUUUUACCAAAAACUAAAGAUGGGAAAGCAUACGCGCUUACGUUAGGCCAAGAGGAAGAAGUUAAACUUUCAAUAAAUGUGGAUAAUUAUCAAGAAUCUGCUUAUGAAGCACAGUUAUUCGUGCAGCAUCAUGCAAGCUUACACUAUAUAGCUGCGAAUAUCACUGGUAAACAAAUGAUUUGCACUAGCUUUAACAAAACUACAGUCUCCUGUUUACUAGAGAAUCCCUUCAAACGGCAGCCAGAAGGAAAUCCGCCAGUAAUCAUGAGGUUCGAUGCCAGAACGUUGGAAGAUAACGAACCAUCUGUAAUAUUUACUGUUUGGGCAAAUUCCACGUCUAAAGAGUUGAAACCUGACCAGAAGCCUGUACAAGUUGAAGCGCUUGUAAUAAAGAAUGCUAAACUGUUAAUAAAAGGUGCGGCGUCGCCUGAACAAGUGUUUUAUGGAGGCGAAGUGAAGGGAGAAUCCGCCAUGACUUACUUUGAUGAUAUCGGCACAAGAAUAAUACACACAUAUCAGGUAUUUAACGACGGACUCUGGCGAGUCUCGUCAGUACAAGUUGUCAUAUAUUGGCCUCAUCAGGUUGCGUCUGAGAAUUCGCAAGGAAAGUGGCUACUCUAUCCCGAAGAUAUCCCGACUGUUGAGGGAGAAGGAAAUCAGAUUAAUGGCGAAUGUUUCAUAUCCGAAUCAGAAAUUAAUCCAUUAAAACUAACACAUCGGCCAGGAGCUACCGAACCCUAUCUAGAAAAUCUUCAAAUGGAUCCUUUCCUGACAUCCAGAAAAUUAAGUGUUAAUUCGAAUGAAAAACAGCACAAUUCCACAAGAAUCUCGAACCACAUAGGUGGCUAUAACAGUAAGAUCGAAAACAAAAUGCGACGUAAAAGGGAAAGCGAUAUUGUGAAAGCUGAAGCUUACACGGAUAAAGAUGGGCAAAGAAAACAUGUUGUAAAAAUGAGCUGCCAAAAUAAAACUGCAAAAUGUAUUCAAUUCCAAUGCGUGAUCUACCGUUUGGAUCGAAUGAAGACUACCACUAUCACUGUUAAGGCUCGUCUGUGGAACGCAACACUCGUUGAGGACUACCCGAGAGUUAGUCUUGUUAACAUCACUUCCACCGCAUUCAUACACAUCCCCGAAGAUUACAGUAUUCAUCAGAACAAACACUACGAUGAUUCCGUUACGGUGCCAACUGUUGUUUAUCCUGACCUGAAGAUUAGUAAGCCGUCAGAAGUUCCAUUGUGGGUGAUCAUUGUGUCGGUGAUCGUAGGACUAAUAGUUCUAGUGCUACUUAUCAUCGCUUUAUGGAAACUCGGCUUCUUCAAACGAAGCCGACCAGAUCCGACGUUGUCUGGAAAUCUUGAGAAGAACCACCACGAAUCGAGCCCGUUCAUAGUUCGCGAGAGAAAUAGUAUUCGAUAGCUGUUAAUUUCUAAUCUCCAUAGCUAUGGGAAUGUGGGAACUAAACUUUAGAAGUGAAAUUUUGUACAUAGGAAAGAAAACUGUUGUAGAAUGAUUCGUAUGUGUGUAAUAGAUGGUUUGAAUAAGUAUAAUUUAAAAUAUCAUUUGACUGUGAUGUCUUCGUAGAGGAAAUAUUGUCUAAGUAUGUGAUGUUACGGCCACGACGUUGUUAUGUUGAUGUUAUGCGCGAGUCCCUGUGAGAAAGGUUUAUUUGUAAUUGUUUUUAUUUGCAUUUCUGUAGUGAGUAUUAUAAAGAUAAUAAAAUUUUAUGAUUGUUUUAUAUAUUCGAUGAAUAUGUGCUAUUCUGUAAAUAUGUACUUGCCUUUAUUAUUUAUGAAUUAAAUGUAGGUUUCCAUAAUACGACUAGAUAUUUUACUAGUCAGUAAAGCCUAUAACAUAGGUGCGUAGGAUUUUAUAGCAUCUACUUUAUGUAUGUAAUAGUUGAAAUAUAAUACGUACGAAUGUCCUACUUAAAAUAAACGUUUACUUAUCAGUACUUAAAUAUUAUGAGAGAACUUGAUGUUUUAUUACAGUUUGUUAGGAAAUGUUUUCUUCUUUUACUAAGCGGGUAAUAUUAAAUGAUGUUAUUCCAUAUUAAUAUGUAAAAUUACGAUUUAUUAACCAAAAUUUUGAUGUUAUUUCCAUAAAUGUGGAUAUGUAUAAUAUUAUCGAAUAAGUAGUAUUUAUAGUAGAUUUUUUACUAGAAUUUCUAUAAAACAUUUCGCGCAUCAAUAAUACAUACUAUUUAGAUUUUGUCAUAUUAUUUAGAAGAUGUACUGCCAAAUUUUGUUUAAUUUAUUUAUGUAUAUUUGAACACCUGUUAUUUAAUUACUGGUUGUGAUAAUUUCCGUAAACAAAUAAUAAUUGAACACUUAACAAAAAUUAUUUUCUAUUGAAUUUAUUAAUAAAUAAAUGGUGCCAUUUUAAUGCUGUUGUUUUUCCAUGAAAAACCUUUUCGUAUA
This is a messenger RNA of Melitaea cinxia (Glanville fritillary), 4645 nucleotides long. It is a transcript of the gene mew, whose product is annotated as integrin alpha-PS1. Gene Ontology annotation, biological process: cell-cell adhesion; integrin-mediated signaling pathway; cell adhesion mediated by integrin. The coding region runs from base 270 to 3644 and encodes 1124 amino acids. Gene Ontology annotation, molecular function: integrin binding. The record is from RefSeq and is a predicted model, not a curated record. The transcript has 17 exons. NCBI's taxonomy places the organism in Eukaryota, Metazoa, Arthropoda, Insecta, Lepidoptera, Nymphalidae. Gene Ontology annotation, cellular component: external side of plasma membrane; integrin complex.